CAGCUCGAUAAUCACCGUCACCUCCCGAGCCUGGCUGCCACCUGCGCGGGACACACUGCCACCAAACUGUGCCCAGGGCACCCACUCCUCCGCCACCACCAUGUCCCAGACCAAAGCGCCGAAGGUCCGCGCGACCCUCUUCUGCAUCCUGGUGGGCAUCGUGCUGGCCUUGGUGGCCGUGGUGACCGACCACUGGGCAGUGCUGAGCCCCGAGGUGAAGCACCACAAUGCCACCUGCGAGGCGGCCCACUUCGGCCUCUGGCGGAUUUGCACCAAGCGCAUUGUCAUGACUGACAGCAAGGACAAGACGUGCGGACCCAUCACCCUGCCUGGGGAGAAAAACUGUUCCUACUUCAGGCAUUUUAACCCUGGCGAGACCUCGGAGAUCUUCGAAGUCACUACUCAGAAAGAGUACAGCAUCUCGGCCGCCGCCAUCGCCGUCUUCAGCCUCGGCUUCAUCAUCAUGGGGACCACGUGCGCGCUGCUGUCCUGCGGGAGGAAGCGGGACUACCUGCUGCGGCCCGCGUCCAUGUUCUACGCGUUCGCAGGCCUGUGCAUCUUCGUGUCGGUGGAGGUCACGCGGCAGUCGGUGAAGCGCAUGAUCGACAGCGAGCACACGGCCUGGAUCGACUACUACUACUCCUGGUCCUUCGCCUGCGCCUGCGCCGCCUUCGUCCUCCUCUUCCUCGGCGGCCUCGCCCUCCUGCUCUUCUCCCUGCCUCGAAUGCCCCAGAACCCCUGGGAGUCCUGCAUGGACGCCGAGCCCGAGCACUAGCCCUCCCGGAGCCCCAGCCGCCCCCGGGGCUUUGCCCUCAGGAAGCCGGGCCUGGCCCAGAACGUUCUAGAGAGGAGGCGGGGCCUGCCCCUCCCCCGCGCCCACCAGCCCACCACAGCCGCGGCUGCUCCCCUCUCUGAGCCCUGCUCUGGGCUGUGACAGGCCUCCCUGGCAAUCCAGCAAGUGGACGUGAUGCACACCUGACGCCGGGCGGGCGCAGUGGGGCCAGCAGGUGCGCAGGUGUUUGGCGAGGACCGACCUUCCCCUGGAGCUCCAGGCCGCCCUCACUGAGCCACUUGUCUCUGAUAAGCUGGGUCCAGUUGUCCUCUGUUAGCCCUCUAGGGACACCCUGUGCUCCUUUACCAGUUCUGGGUGUUGCCUGUGUAAAUAGCCAACCCCUCCCUCCUUCUCUGGGACAAGAUACACCCUUUCCUUGGUUUCCAAGACACCUGAGGAGCAUUUUUUAACUGGGUACAACCUGUGUUUGAAAUAAAAGCUCUUUGAAAGCUUA
Molecule: messenger RNA, 1286 nt
Organism: Nyctereutes procyonoides (raccoon dog)
Lineage: Eukaryota; Metazoa; Chordata; Mammalia; Carnivora; Canidae
Gene: CACNG1
Product: calcium voltage-gated channel auxiliary subunit gamma 1
Exons: 4
Coding region: 101-775 (224 amino acids)
Biological process (GO): calcium ion transmembrane transport; regulation of calcium ion transmembrane transport via high voltage-gated calcium channel
Cellular component (GO): membrane; L-type voltage-gated calcium channel complex
Molecular function (GO): calcium channel regulator activity; voltage-gated calcium channel activity
Source: RefSeq, a predicted model, not a curated record